Messenger RNA from Corylus avellana, 2076 nucleotides. NCBI's taxonomy places the organism in Eukaryota, Viridiplantae, Streptophyta, Magnoliopsida, Fagales, Betulaceae. The record is from RefSeq and is a predicted model, not a curated record.
AUGGCUAAUGGAGUUUGUGAGAUGCUAUGGUUGAAGAGAAUUCUUGAAGAGCUGUGGAUGCCGGUGAACAUGCCAAUGAAGUUGUAUUGUGACAACAAAGCUGCCAUAAGUAUUGCUCAAAAUCCAGUACAACAUGAUCACACGAAGCAUGUAGAGAUUGACAGACACUUCAUAAAAGAGAAGAUUGAUAGUGGAGCUGUUUGCAUGCCUUUUGUUCCUACUACUCAACAAAUAGCCGAUAUCUUCACAAAAGGACUUUUCAGACCUAGUUUUGAGCUCUUCAACCUUUCAGAGCUUAUGGAACUUCAUCUUGAUGGUGUUAAGUUAUCAGCAAAAAAGAAAGAAUGGUGUCAAGCAUUAUCAUCUUCACUGUCAAAUCUGAGAGUGUUGAGCUUCUCAAGUUGUCGUCUUUCGGGGCCUCUUGAUUCCUCAUUACUCAAUCUUCAGUUUCUCUCAAUUGUUCGUCUUGAUUAUAACAAUUUUUCUACUCCAGUUCCAAAAUCUUUUGCAAAUUUCAAAAAUUUGACAUCCUUGAGUUUCUCUUCUUCUCGUUUGAAUGGAAAUUUUCCAAAAAAGAUCUUCCAGAUUCCAUCACUGCAAACACUUGACUUAUCAGGUCAUAUUACUUCCACUCAGUGGGAAGAACUUCUGAAUCUGGAGGUUCUAGACUUGAGUUACAAUUCAUUGGAAGGCAAUAUUCCAAUUUCUCUAUUCUCCAUUCCAUCAUUGCAGAAAUUACAACUUUUCAACAACUUAUUUUCUGGUCAACUCACUGAAUUUUCAACUAUUUCUUCUUACCUAUUGGACACCCUUGAUUUGGGCCACAACAACUUAGAAGGUUCAAUAUCCAUGUCUGUCUUUGAACUUCGAGGUCUUGAGGAGCUCGAUCUUUCUUGGAACAACUUAAGCGGCUCCCUGCAACCUAAUGUGAUUCGGACCAUGAGAAGCCUUUUUGUUCUUGAUCUUUCCCACAACAGCUUGGUGAUUGAAUAUAAUGGAAGUAAUUCUUCAUUAUCUGCCUUUCCUCCAAUUAUCACAUUAAGCUUGGCUUUUAAUAAGUUGAACACAUUUCCUCACUCAUUGAUAAAUCAAUCCACACUAUGUAAUCUAGACCUUUCAGGCAACCAGAUUCAUAGAGACAUAACCAAUUGGAUGUGGAAACUUCCUUAUCUUUAUUCAUUGAAUCUUUCUUAUAACUAUCUGGAAACUAUGUCUUUACUCAACAUGCCUUCUUUAGCAAUCCUAGACCUUCGCUCCAACCAACUCCAAGGGAAACUCUUAGUUUUCCCAGAAUAUGCUAAAUACUUGGAUUUCUCGAGGAAUAAUUUCAGCUUUGUCAUACCAGCUAGCAUUGGUAAUUCCCUUUCUUUAACUUCUUUCCUAUCUCUUUCAAGCAAUAAAUUAUAUGGGAAUAUCCCUCAAUCAAUAUGCAAUGCUACAUAUCUUCGUGUUCUAGAUUUGUCUAAUAAUUUCUUGAGUGGUAUGAUUCCCCAAUGCAUAUUUAAGUUGAGUGAGCCUCAGGAGGGGUUGAAUAUAACUUUAGGGGUGCUGAAUCUAUGGAGAAACUACUUCACUGGUGUAAUUUCUAAUACGUUUCCAAGACAUUGUGGCUUACAAACUUUAAAUCUCAAUGGAAACCAAUUAGAGGGAAAGCUACCGAAAUCUCUGGCCAAAUGCACAUAUUUGGAAGUUUUAGACGUUGGGAACAACCGCAUUGAGGAUGCCUUCCCAUGUUACUUGAAGAACAUGUCCAUGUUGCACGUCCUUAUUCUACGAUCUAACAAAUUUGUUGGGCCCAUUGACUGUUCAAGGUCUAAUGCCUCUUGGCCGAUGCUUCAAAUUGUAGACCUAGCAGGAAACAAUUUCACUGGUAAGCUUCCAAUAAAAUACUUUUCUGAUUGGAAGGCAAUAACAAAUGAUAAAAAUGAGGCCCAAUCUCAUCUCAAUCACCUCCAAUUUGAAGAUGAGUCCGAGAAUAUUUAUUAUCAAGAUGUGAUAACUUGUAACAUCCCCAACCCGUUAAGGCUAGAUUUGUCACUUUUUCUUUUAAAACAUAAGCUUUGCAAAGAUGUAUAA